This is a messenger RNA of Salvia splendens (bonfire salvia), 1205 nucleotides long. Its product is annotated as probable E3 ubiquitin-protein ligase RNF144A-A. The transcript has 2 exons. Lineage: Eukaryota; Viridiplantae; Streptophyta; Magnoliopsida; Lamiales; Lamiaceae. Bases 147 to 956 code for a protein of 269 amino acids. The record is from RefSeq and is a predicted model, not a curated record. Gene Ontology annotation, biological process: protein ubiquitination. Gene Ontology annotation, molecular function: ubiquitin-protein transferase activity; zinc ion binding.
CCGUUUCACAGUGAGUGUAGAGUCAUUGCCCACUUUUUCAGUUUUACUAAUUCUUCGCCUUUAUUUGUUACCCUCUUCACUACUCUGUUGCCAAAUCUUCGAUCACUAUACUCAAUUCAGUUCAACCAUUACCUAACAAAAAAAAAAUGGGAAACUCGUUGCCAAAUUCCCCCCAAAUCACACCACCUCAAAAUCAUCAUCAACAGCAAGAGCUAGGAGGAGAAGAAUCCGAAGACGAGAGCAGCGAAUUCACCUGCGAAAUCUGCGUGGAGCCGGCGCCGAAAUCGGAGAAAAAGUUCCGCAACGGCGGAAAAUGCCACCACCCAUUCUGCACCGACUGCGUGGCCAAGUACAUCCGCGUGGAGGUGGAGGACCACAACUCCGGGCGCGUGAGGUGCCUCGCCGUCGGCUGCCGCCACGAGCUGGAGCCGCUGGAGUGCGCGGAGGUGGUCGGGACGGCUCUGCUCGUGCGGUGGUGCGACGUGCUGUGCGAAUCGGCGAUCGGAGGGGUGGAGAGGUGCUAUUGCCCUAAUGUGAGGUGCAACGAGCUGAUCGUGAACGAGUGCGGCGAGGUGGCGGGAAAAUCGAAGUGCCCUAACUGUAAGGAGAUGUUCUGCUUCGCGUGCAAGGGGAAUUGGCACGCGGGGUUCACGUGCGAGGAGAGCGUGGAAGACAGGGAUGGGGGUGACGUGGCGUUUGGGAGGCUGGUGGAGCAGAAUAAGUGGAGGAGGUGCCCGCGCUGUAGGCAUUUCGUCGAGCUCGUGGAGGGCUGCCCUAUUGUUAGAUGCAGAUGUGGGAGUGAUUUUUGCUACCGGUGUGAAGUGGUGGUUGAUAAGCCGUGGUGCCGUUGCAUGACCACUUCUCUGCGGCAUUGCCGUGUUUGGUGCUACAGAAUCUGUAUACUUGUGCUCUUCCUCAAUAUUGUGCUUCUUUUCUGCUUGUGGGGUGUUGUGUGAUUGAUUGUAGAAUAUGAUAUGGAGCUUAAUCGAGCUCAUUGUUAGCUAAUAUGAAGAAUUAAUGAAUGCAUGGAGUAAUCUGAGCCGUCAGAUGCAGAUUAGUUAGCUGAUGUAAUAUUAGCAGUUAGAUUUGUUUGAGAAGUUAGAUUUAUUUGAGAAGUUAAGAAGGGACUCAAAGUACAAUAAGAAACUAUUCUGUAUCUUCGAUUUCUUUCUUCCGCAUUCUGAAUAAAGAUUUCCUUUCUUUGA